Messenger RNA from Ctenopharyngodon idella (grass carp), 3615 nucleotides. RefSeq names its product basic helix-loop-helix family, member e22 (gene bhlhe22). The coding region runs from base 1960 to 2745 and encodes 261 amino acids. The record is from RefSeq and is a predicted model, not a curated record. NCBI's taxonomy places the organism in Eukaryota, Metazoa, Chordata, Actinopteri, Cypriniformes, Xenocyprididae. Gene Ontology annotation, molecular function: protein dimerization activity. The transcript has a single exon.
GCUCAUUGCUCAUGGUCUACUGCAGCAAUAGUACCACAUGUGGACAGCCUGAAUUUCUCUGUAACAGGUAACAGUAUCACGGGUAACAGAUAAAAGUAAAUAACUAUACUACUACAACUAACCAUACGCAGACCUGGAUAAUAAAACAGCAUUAUAAUUUUUUUCAAUAAUUAGAUACCACUAUAGGCCUAGUUGUUUUGUAAAUCUGAAAUUAGCGAAACAUGUAGGUUACUCAUCCAACGUUGUUUCGUAUUUUCACGUUGUCUUUGUAUUACUGUGUUUUAAUAGGCUAUAUUUGUCAUAAUAUUUGUCAUAAAUAUUAAACGUUUCGGUGAGUCUGUCCGAAUGUUUAAUAAUGUGCGCAGUCUAUCUGAGACCAUGUGGCACAGGACAGUAAUUGCAAAAACAUUUACCACAUCACGAGCUACACCUGUGCGUUUUAUGGUUUACGCUUUAUAGUGCGGUUUUUAACCUUGUUAGGCUACUGCAGUGUAAUAAUAUGAAAUUAUGAAUAUGAAAUAUGAAUAGGAAUUUUAACUGUUUUCUUAAGUGAAAAAAAAGUAUACAUAUAACUUAACCAAAAUGUAUUUUUGUGACUUCAUUUGCUUUUAGAAAAAUAUGCCUUUUUACAUUUUAAUUAUUAAAAGCUAUGGUCUUCUGUCUCAGAGUUUAGGAACAGCUGAACAUCACUACUGCGAUAUUAUAUAAUAACAAAAAGAUGCCUAUUGAUGACUAAUAAGUGAUACCACCUGAAAAAAAAUAUGGUGAGCGCAAAAUUCAUUAUGACCACGUGGGGGAGACUGGCGCUCACAAAUGUGUCCUCUUUCUUUUUAUAACCAUUGUCCCAAAAGUUCGCACACUACAGUUGUCUGCCACUGUAUUUUACAGUAGCCUAUAAUACAAAAAGGCCAAGUGAAGGUAAACUUUACUAAGUAGGCCUGCCUACCAAGUACUCCCAAAUGCAAAAUUACAAUUAUCCAAAUAGUUCCGUGUUUAAUUCAUGCUGCAGAUGUGAUUUUCUAAGAGUACUUCUUUGAAUACAUUUUUUUUUUUUUUUUUUUUCAAAUAAUCCAAGGGUUUUAUUUAAUAUAGUGAAUCAUCUCAUAGAUCAUCUCAUUACUCUGAAAAUGGCAUGAGCUGAAAGGAACAGGUAGCUUUCAAACAUCAAAAGUCUAAUUUUUUAGAUUGUCGACGAGUAAACGCUUAAAUGUGCAUCAACAAAUACCUGAGAAAUUACACGAUUUUUUAAAACAAUACACUUCACAAGACAAAUAACUUUUUCUUUUUAUUUUCAGUUUUACAGUUUGCAUGUCCCAUGAAAAUGUUAAAAGACAUUUAAAAAAGUCAGUGGUCUUCUCUCGAAUUGUUACUUUUAUAUAAAAAUGUGAUGCGAGUUUGUUACCAGGCCACUUGAUCUAAAUAUUUGCCUUAAAAAUUAGCCCCACAAACUUACUGUCCCUCCCUAUAGGCUAUGAAGAAGUCUGCAGCACCCACCAGGAAACAUUAACAUUAGAACAUAAAAAUUGAUUUUGUAUGUUCAUUGUGUGUACACAGAUGGGCAUAGGAAUGAAAGAGCCGUGGUGCUUUUGUAAAGCUGUGAGAAACCCGUUUGGAUUGUUUGUUACCGUUUUAAUCCCAUUAAUUAAAACGUUAACCUGAUUGGGUAGCGCGCGCUCAGUCCCGAUAGGCGAAUCUUCUUCAUAUUAAUAGCCCGACUUGAGAUAAUGAUGUAAAAGACUCCCCCUUCUGCUGCUGAUGCUGAUCGCUGCCGAGAUCUACAAAGUGUGUCUCAACACGAUAAACGCAGUGUAGAGCACUUUAGGAGGAGCUACUGCCUCUACACCUCACUUGACAAGUGGAGCAGCCAUCAACAUCAACUCCACUUCAUAGAGUAGAAACUUAAGGAGAGGACAGUGGCUGAGUGAAGCCCCACCAUCGCAUCCGACUUUUCCGGAGACUAUGGACAGGAGAAUAAACUUGGGUGGAGACAUUUUUCACAAAACUCUCAGCGCAGUGUCGAGCAAAAAGAUGGACUCGUUUCGACCGGCUGCGGGUAUUGAUCUUGGUUCCCGGGACAGCCAGUCGCCCAUCAGCUGUUUUGACCAGACAGACCCAGACCCGGUGCAGCCCGGGGGGCGAGCGGGCACGCUGGGUCUGCCGACCGGAUCUUUGUGUGUGAAGUACGGCGAGAGCGCAAACAGGACAUCGGCUGCGGAGAGCAGCGGCGGCGAACAGAGUCCUGACGAUGACAGUGACGGCCGGUGCGACAUGAUGCUCAUGACGGACGGGAGAACGACGGUGCCCGGCGCAAAGUCAGAAGGAGGUAAGAAAAACAAAGAGCAGAAAAUCCUGAGACUAAACAUCAACGCCCGGGAGAGACGGAGAAUGCACGAUCUGAACGAUGCGCUCGAUGAGCUGCGCGCGGUCAUCCCUUACGCGCACAGUCCGUCUGUACGGAAGCUCUCCAAAAUUGCCACCUUGCUCUUAGCCAAAAAUUACAUCCUCAUGCAGGCACAGGCGCUGGAGGAGAUGAGACGGCUGGUUGCGUAUCUCAACCAAGGCCAGGCUAUCUCUGCCGCCUCGCUGCCCGCGACCACAGCUCUCACACCGGGUUUGGGCGCAUACGAGCAGCCGGCUGGUUACCCGUUCCCCGCAGGAGUUGCAGCAUCCUCCUGUCCGGACAAAUGUGCCCUUUUCAACAAUGUCACCUCCAGCCUCUGUAAGCAAUGCACUGACAAGCCUUAAACUCUGCAGCGGUACUGACUCUGGUAGAAGCACAUGCGCAACGUUUGACUCUGAAAAAAGAGAGGCUGAUGUUUUCCAGCAGUUUUACAAUGAGCUCAAUAGAGAAGAAUGCUAAAAACUUUUCUUACAACUUCAUUCCAAGAAAAACUGAUUGUGUACAUACGGUAUAGCCUAUACUUUAAGUGCUGGUGAGAGUGGGAUAAAAAAAAACCAAACAAAGUCUAUGUGAUGAUGAAGAAUGAACAGUUAAUUAACGUGGACCCUUCAGAAUGACGUGUAUCACUGACCUGACAACAUGCAACCAUGUUUUACCUUGUUUAUGAUGCCAAACUUUUCAAGGUUUUUAACUCUAACUUGCAAUAAUAGCCUACGUAUUCUUGCUACUUUGAACUUAUGUUAUGUAAAUGUUUGCUUUCAAGUGCAUCCGUGUUUUAAAAAGCAGCAGCUGGAAGGAGCAGCGUAUUGGACUUUAUUCCAAAGUAGCCUACGUGUUAUUUCGAAAGCGUAGUUGAGAUUGUUCAUUUCAAAAUUGUAAUAUAAUAUAUUGUUAGUUUGGUGGAAUCUUAAAAAGUUGUUUUGCUUCUUUUUUUUCUUUUCUUUUCUUUUCUUUUUAAUUUAUCUAAAUGGAUGAAUUCAAGUGGGUCUGCAUGCCUGGUCUGAUUAUGCAUUGUCAUCAUUGCUGUAAAUCUCGCCGAUUUGGCUUUUUACAAACACACAUGCAGUUUGGAUGUAGGGACGUGGCGGUUUCAACUUGUUGUCAGGUCGAGGCUGGAAGCAAUGUAGAUAUAUUAGUUACAAUAUGACCACAGAGGGCCAUUUGUAUGUGUUGAUGUAUUGGAAAGCUUUAUUAAAAUAUUUUGAUCCAACACA